AUGUUGAAUAUAUUUAAUAAAUUAAAUUUAAGAAAUAAUGGCUGUAACGGUUACAAAUGUUUAAUAAAAAAAAUUUGCGAAUCUACGGAUAAUAUUCAACAAUUUUGCUUUGAUAGCAAUGAAGAGAUUUUGGAAAAUUUUAUAAAUAAUAUAUAUUUAAUUAGUAUAAAUUUACCGUCUAGGAAAAAUCGUUUAACUGCAAGUGCAUUAGAAAAACUUGAUCACUGCUUAAAAAACUUUGAUACGAAAAAUAAUUUAUCGGUAGCUGUUUUGCACGGAUGUGGCGGGAAUUUUUGUACUGGAAUUGAAUCUAGUCAAGAAGCUAAUGAAAAUGGUUUACAGUUAAUAAAGACAUUAAAUAAUUUAAAAAAGCCAAUAAUUGGAUCACUUCAUGGUAACAUUAAAGAAUUCGGUUUUCAACUUGCAGUUAUGUGUGAUUUAACUGCAAUAGAUGAAACUGCAUUUAUAGGAAUUGGAAGUAAUCGAAAUAGGCAUGUUAUGCCAGAUAUUAUUUAUAGAAAACUUUGUUCUUCCAUUGGGCUUACCAGAGCAAUGGAGAUUACAUUGCCGAAUUUCACAUUAAAUGCAAAAGAUGCUUGUCAAAUCGGUUUGGUCACUAAAAUUUCUGAAUGUGGUACUGGUAGGAAUAUUUUUUUAUCCUUUAAUUAUUUUCACAUUUUUUACUGA
Messenger RNA from Pediculus humanus corporis (human body louse), 687 nucleotides. RefSeq lists its product as uncharacterized. NCBI's taxonomy places the organism in Eukaryota, Metazoa, Arthropoda, Insecta, Psocodea, Pediculidae. The coding region runs from base 1 to 687 and encodes 228 amino acids. The record is from RefSeq and is a predicted model, not a curated record. The transcript is spliced from 3 exons.